AUGGCGGCCGCCUCAUGUCCGGCCGUCAUCUCUGUUGCGGGAGCCACGGUGGAACUCCCCCCCGAACAGUGGAAGCUGCUCGCUGAUGACAAGCAUCCGUUCACGGCCCGUCUGUUCGACUUUGUCGCAAGCGUGAUUGUCCGGAGGUUUUUGGAGAAAGAGGUGCAUGCGCACGUCAGGAUCGUGACGAGCGAUGUGGUCGCGGACAUCGUCGCGGGUCGCGAUGAGGCGGUCAAGGCCUUUGCCGGUGUGAUGGAGUGCAGCAUGGUUGCUUUCUGCAUCUGGGCCGAGGACUUUUCUGACAAGAAGUGCUCGAACGCGAGCAUGCUCAUUAUGCUUCACCCCGACCACCUGUCGACUGACCGGGACGAGAAUUGGCACACGCGGUGGUUUCAGGGUCGCGUGGACGAGGAGUUUGCUAGCGGCUCCAUUCAGUGCACCCGGUCCAGCCAGCUUAAUGAUCCCAAGCGGCUGUACGAUAUGGGCUCGUGUGGCAACCUCGCUUGUCUGUUCGUGUUCGACAAGAUACUUGCGCAGCUGGACGCGGUUGCUGCCAAUGGAACCGGGCCGCAAUUCUCGAGGCCUACCGCGAAGACUCUGAAUGCACUGCGGCAUGAGGCCCACCAAACCGCCGAAGAGCUCGCGUUCAACUUGAGCGUGGAUUUGCCGCGACCCAAACACGGCGGUGAGGCUGAUGGGGCUGAAACGGGGAACAUGCAGAAAGUAACAACGGGUGCGCGGGUUGCUGACCAUGGUGUUCUCGCUCUCACAGGUGCCGCAGGUGUAUCGAGCCGCGGAGGUGCUCGCGGGGGGACGGUGGUCCACGCUGAUGACGACGGGGCAGAGGAUACCGCGACCAAGGGUGCACCCCGCGAUGAGGCUGACCGCACUGCAGCGGGUGAGGGGGAGGAGUCGAGCGAGGAGGAGGCGGGGGCUCACGUGGUCGCGGCCGGGGCAGCCAACAGGCCCACCACGUCCGGCAAGAGCAUCAGGCACCUCGCGCAGCACUUGGCACCCGGUGCUGGAAGCGCGGGACCGAGUGGUGAGGUCGCGGGCAAGAGUCCCGUGACUGGUGCCCGUGAUCACAAAUCCCUGUCCGCGUUGCCAUCGCACAAGCUAGCAGCCGAGAUCCUGCAGCUCGACUGCAGGCUUGCAGCGCAGGCGGAAGAGAUCGCACGGCUGAAGAAUCGUCAGGAGUCGGUGGCUGGUGGGGUGGCGGUCGUGGGCUCCGAGGAGAUCGCGACCGCGCUUGCUCAUGCGGUGAGGCUGUUGGAGAAGGAGGCGAAGGCGGUCGCGUUCGAAAGGGCGGCGCUGUGCGAUACGCGCAACCAGGAGGCCUUGGUCCUGGGGCGCGUGGACGCGAGGUUGGGUCAGCUGCAGGGGGUGGUGGCAGACUCCCUCGAAACCGCUCAGAAGAAGUUGACCGACGAGGUUGCCCGGAAGAUCGACAACAUGUCGACCGCGUUGUCCGCGACAGCCGAGCGGGCAAUCACAACCAGCGGGGUCACCAACGCGCUGCACACCCUCAUCGCGCUCGUCGGAGGAAGCCCACCCGCGCGCACGGACAAUGGUGAACCAGCCGCGACGGACACCGCCGAGCCCGGGGAUGCUGAGCAUGGAAACGGGCGGCGGAACAAGUGGGGCGCUGCAUCGCGAGGAGCUGUACCGCCUGGUCAACCUGGGUCGAGCUCGCGCUCCAUCCCACCUGGAGAAGCCGCACCCAUUCCACCGGGUCCUGCCGGGGCAGCCGCGACAGUGACAACCGCUGUGGGUAAGGGCAAGGGUAAGGUGGAGGAGGGAGAGGUGCAGGCCGCUGCGGGUUCGCUGGCCGCGAGGCGUGAGGGGCAGUCCGCGGCGGCUGCUGCGGCGGAUGGAAGGCAGACCGCUCUCGCAUCCGCUCUUCCCGCGAUCACCGCGGGACAUCUGCACAGCGCGCUGGCAUCUGCAGGUCCGAGCGCGGCCGCGGGCGAGGCCAAGACGGAAAAACGCAGGCGAGGCAAGAAGUUGCCCCCUCCACCAGUGUACACCAUCGACGAGGACGAUGCGGACAAAGAGCUCGAGAAUCUCGCGAGCCGGUGGGUCGAGGAGGAGGGCGACGGAGGAGAGCAGGGUGUGGUGGACGCGGUCAAACUUCAUAGCGGCGGGGAGAGCGCGGACGAGCAGGACGAAGACCCCGUGGUCGUGCCAAGUGGCCCAACGGGGGGACAGGGUGACACAGUCAGCAAGCGCAAAGGCUGUGGUAUCCGCCAUCCUCCCAGGGGCGGUCCUGGCUUGGUUUCUGAACCGCAUCUGGGGGGGAAAAAGCGGUGGCUUGGACAAGGCGACCGCGACGACCUGCAGUACAAGACCGCAGUCGCGAUGAUGCCGUACGACCUGAAGGUGGAUCCCGGGCUGCACCUCAGCUCUAGGCAGAUGCGGGAGUGGGCCGCGGACCUGUCCGCUGCCGAGGGGCUACACACGGGCCUCCUCAUCACCAUGCAUCACCGCAACCUCGUGGCCAGCAGGGAAAGGUGGACCCGCAUGUUCAAACACUACCGCGAGCUGACCCAGCCCGGGUCGACCACCACCAACGAGAUUGCAUGGGCCGCGGUGGUGGGCACGGAGGCUGCUGCAGAAGUGACGGAGCUCUACCGCGAUGUGGAUCCGAGGGAUUACGCGGGAGCGAUCGCGUGCGCGAUCGCAAUGGUGUGGGAGGUGACGCGCGGUUCAGCGGUCUCGACCGCGUCGGAUUCUGGCAAUUUGGCCGCGCGAGCGGUUAACUGCCAGAGGGAUCGAUGCCGUCUGUUCCCCGUUGUAACCGCGUACGUCAUCAGGGCUAUGCGGAGGCGCAAUUCUCGCGAGGAGCAAGCUGGUGACGACGAGACGAAGGUAGUCGCGGAUCCGAAGGUGGUCGCGGAGACGAUUGCAUCUGAAGUCGUGAACGACGUCGUCGCCAAGUCUCGCGACCUCAGGCACAUUGAGAUGGCUGCUCGCGAAACGGUGGACGUUAUCAUCACCUGGUGCGACUGCUCGGUUGCAGGGAAGGUCAUGGAGGCCAUUGGGCUUUACCUUGUCCUGCCCAAGGAUCGUCCGAAGAAGCGGACUUGA
Closterium sp. Yama58-4 is the source of this 3087-nucleotide messenger RNA. The record is from the annotation of a GenBank genome assembly. NCBI's taxonomy places the organism in Eukaryota, Viridiplantae, Streptophyta, Zygnematophyceae, Desmidiales, Closteriaceae.